AUGGCGCACAGCGGAAUAGACAUCCCCCUCGACGAUGACUCGGGCAUGCUACAGAGCGCGCCCCUUCUCGAAACGCUGGAUGAGCUGAACAAGAUCGACAUCAUUCAGAUCGAAGAACACAUUGACCAACUGUGGGACAAGCUGCACGCCAACUUUGCCGAGACAAGAGACUCGUCAAUCACCGGUGGCGCCAGCUUCAUCGUUUGGGCUCUCAAAAAAGUCGAACGUCCGCUGCUCUGCCGAAUCCUCGACCGCGAGCACAAGGCCGUCCUUCAGUCCAUCACUCCAGACUUGCUCGGUCGCCUGACUUCACUAGCCGAUCGCUGGGACGCCUCCCCCGGUCUCCUCUUGGAUCUCUUCUCUCACAAGAUCGUCUCUUCUCGCGCGUGCAUCGAUCUUCUCAACAGCUUACACAAAGCGAGCCCCGAACUUCUUCUCACCGACCUUGUCGAUCAGUUCAACAGCGUGCCACGACACAAUACUCGUCGCUGGGGUCCGCGAGCCACAAAGAACGCCAUCAGUAUGCUCAAGGAAGCUGUCGGUCACUUCAAGCCUGCCCUUGUCGAGCGGAAACAUCGUCCCGCCGAGGAUCCCACGCCGUCCCCCGAAGGCGACUCGAGUAGCAAUGCCGGCGGCGAGGCCAAUGACUCCCCCGACAGCUCCAACGAACACGAAUCCGAUUCUGGUACCGGCGGCAAACCCACACGAGACAAACGUCGUCGACCCCUCCCUGCCGAAGCCCCCUCUACCAGGACCCGUAGGCCAGCUGCCGGUGACGAUACGACGAGGGGGGAAGGUGUGCAACGCCGUCCGACCGUACAACCUGUUACCGGUAAUUCAACUCAGGUGGAGCAAACGCAAGCUCCCACAACCCCGCGUGCCGACCUGCCUGCUGCUUCACCAGAGCGACCCAGAAAGGAACGCCAGACUUUGGCUGCUUCUCCGGUAUCCUCCGAGUUUCCCUUCCAAUUUGAUGGCAAUCAUGACCUUGGCGAGUCUGACUUGGACGCGCCCCCAUCGAUGCACUACUCUGAUGACGACGAACACGACGGUUUCCAAAUGCCCGAGUCGGAUCCUUGGACCGGGCCAUCCCGUCUUCAAGCCCCGCAGCGUCUUCGCAAAGCAUGCCCGGGUGCACAGGAGCCGCCCGCCCCCAAACGUCGUCGACUCACUGACAUUGGGCCCAUGGACUGCCAUGUCACCAGUGACAGUGACAGCCUUGGCGGUGGGAGCAUCAUCACAAACAUCAGCAUCGACCUCACUCCACCACUACCUUCUUCACCUGUGGUCGGAGAUGGAGCUGCUUUCGUCCCCGUGAAGGCUAGGCCUGCUUCUCUGUCGCCACCACGACUUUCACCUGUUGUUAGAGAUGGACCUCCUUCUCCUUCGCCCACCAGACCAGCCGGCCCGUCUUCUAGUUGCGUGAUCGUAUCCGAUCAAUGCGGACGAGAAGUCAACCCUAUUUCUGAUACAUCCGAGGAGAUGAACCCCACCUCCAUCAUCCCAUACGUUCCUCGGCCGCCGUCGGUGCUCAAGCAUCGUCCCGCCCUCGCAGACAUCUCAGAGAACCUAUACCGCUUGUCGCCGGGACAGAUGCUCAACGAUACCAUCAUUGAUACCCUCCUCCACCGUUUGUCCCUGAUGAAUGGUCAGGUCCUGGCAAUCAGCAGUCUGGUCCUUCGCUCGCAGAACAUACCCGAUCGUGUCUUUGAUGCAAUCGCCCGAGCAAACUACGACAGGAUCCUCAUGCCCAUCUGCCGCAACAUCCACUGGGUCUUGUUCGUCUUCUCCCGCCAGGACAACAAGGUGCGGCUCUUUGAUUCGUUCCCGGGCCUUCUGCCCGUCGACCAAGUCGCCGAUGCUGUCGUGUUGCCAUUCCUCCGUCGCUUGGGUGUGUCUGAUGGGAUCCAAGUCGACCUGGAUGCGAGCCAGUGCGCUCGUCAGCAGAACGCCGUUGACUGUGGGCUUUUUUUAAUAUUGUCUGCGUACUACGUCUUGGGAGCCUCGGAAUAUGUGCCAGCAGACGUCACCUCCGAAACGCUUGAUGCCUACCGCCAACACUUCCUCCAGUGCCUCUUGACCUCUACCGCCGCUGCUCUACCACCCGACGAGAUCAAGGGCAUUGCCGUCCUUGGCAAGGUCGAGAAGGAUCGCCUGGCCUCUCUCGCUCGGUACACUCUCGAACUCCGCGCCCGACGACCCUCCCUUCAGCGGCUCCUCAAUUCAGCCGACAUUUUCUGCAAUUCGACAGCAGUCAUCCGCCAGCUUCACCAAGACGAGUUACGUAAGUGGGAGACGUGCUUUAUCGCUUCGGCACUCGCCAACGCGCACGCGACCCACGCUCGACUUUUCCGCAAGGCUUUCGAGAUGCAGUCCGAGAGACGCAAGAAGAUGGAAGCAAUGCGCAGACGCUACGAGUUACGCAUGGCAAUUGAUACUAUCCUUGACAACGUCGACCCGGACGACCCGCGAGGGCCCUCCAUCGGUCGGUCCGAAGCCGCGCAUCAGUCCGAAGCAAAGGGCAUGAUGAACCUCUGGUGCGCAGCCAACAUGGCAGCAGACUUCUUCUUGGAGGAUGCCAGCAGUAACCCUGCUGAGCAGGCCGGCCACAACGAUUACAACCCUUUCACCAUGUGUGUAGUACACAUCAUCAUCACCCGCUAUGCCAGACAAAAACUUGGACGUAUCGAAAAUCGAGGAUAG
Messenger RNA from Colletotrichum graminicola M1.001, 2703 nucleotides. RefSeq names its product Ulp1 protease family protein. Bases 1 to 2703 code for a protein of 900 amino acids. Gene Ontology annotation, molecular function: cysteine-type peptidase activity. The transcript is spliced from 3 exons. The record is from RefSeq and is a predicted model, not a curated record. Gene Ontology annotation, biological process: proteolysis. Lineage: Eukaryota; Fungi; Ascomycota; Sordariomycetes; Glomerellales; Glomerellaceae.